AUGUCCCAACGGCAACGCUCCCACUCUGUCUCUGGACCAACAGCGGCAGCAGGAGAAGGGGGAACAAGGGAAAAGACAUAUUUUGAGCUCCAGAGGGAGGAGCUCGUAUCAGAGAUUGCCAUGAGCUUCGAGCACGUCCUAGCCAACAUCAACAAGCUGAACCGCUCGCUCGAGGCCGUCAUCGCCGUGGGAAAUGAAUUCAGCUCUGUGGAAGCGUUAUGGAGCACGUUUGAGAAUGUGAUGGCCAAGGAGGAGGAGGAGGAGGGCGAUGGGCAAGAAGGGCACGACGAAGGGCACGACGAAGCAGAGGAAGAGGGAGGUGAUGAGAUGGAGGGGGUGGAACAUGAGGGGGAUUCGAGAUAUGAGGGAGAGCAAAGUAGGGUAUGA
This is a messenger RNA of Podospora anserina S mat+, 387 nucleotides long. RefSeq lists its product as uncharacterized. NCBI's taxonomy places the organism in Eukaryota, Fungi, Ascomycota, Sordariomycetes, Sordariales, Podosporaceae. The transcript is spliced from 2 exons. Gene Ontology annotation, cellular component: mitotic spindle; spindle microtubule; DASH complex. The coding region runs from base 1 to 387 and encodes 128 amino acids. The record is from RefSeq and is a predicted model, not a curated record.